Molecule: messenger RNA, 1653 nt
Organism: Exaiptasia diaphana
Lineage: Eukaryota; Metazoa; Cnidaria; Anthozoa; Actiniaria; Aiptasiidae
Product: Golgi resident protein GCP60
Cellular component (GO): Golgi membrane
Molecular function (GO): fatty-acyl-CoA binding
Source: RefSeq, a predicted model, not a curated record
GUCGUUAGACGUGGCAAGAUGGCGGCCGAUGAAGAAGGRAAGAAUGAACCUCCCCGACUGAAUUUAACAAUCACAGAAGACCAAAAUUCCCCUACAAAAGAAAAUCUGAAUACCCCAGAGAGGGAUGAAGUUAUAGAGCCUUAUAAAAAUGGAUUUGGCUUAGGAGAAUAUUACAAACUUUGUCUCAAAUAUUAUCACAAAGAAAAGAAGAUAAUCAAAAUAUCAUAUGAUGACAAGCUUCAGUUAACAGCUUUUUGGAAACAAGUAACAUGUGGGAGUUACGAUCCAGACAAGCUACCUGAUGUAGGAUACUUUGAUGUCAUUGGUAACGAUAGAAGAAAAGCAUGGGAGGCAUUGGGAAACAUGAGUCAAACAGAAGCCAUGGAAAACUUCUGUAUUCUUCUUGAGGAAUGCUCACCAGAAUUGAAACCAUGGAUGGAAGCACAGCAUCGCGAAGUGGAAGAAAUGAAAAGAAAGAAAAAAGAAGAAGAAGAGAGGCAAAGGAGAAUGGCAGAAGAAGCUGCUGAAAGAGAAAGACAAAGAUUAGCAGAGGAAGAAGCAAGAAAAAGAGCAGAGGAAGAAGAAAGAAUGCGCAAUGAAGAAAUGAUAAAACAGCAAGAAUUGAUAAAGAAACAAGAAGAGCAACAAAGGAUUCAACACAAUCAAGUAGAUGGUUUGCAACACCCAGCUCCAUCACAGCAUAAAGAAGAGACUAAACAAUCCAYGUCACCAGCCARUCAAACAACUCGCAUCCUUCCUGCAUCGUUGUGGACAAGACCUAAAGUUACAGAAUUCAUACAACAUGUCAAAUCAGAUCCUAACUCUGUCCUAGUAGUGGGAAGAGGAGAGACAAUGACUGUCCGUGUGCCAACCCAUGACAGUGGAACUUGUCUGUUUUGGGAGUUUGCAACAGAAGAUUAUGAUCUUGGAUUUGGAGUUAGUUUUGAAUGGUCUGUUCAGAAUGGURCAUCUCAGAAUAUUACAAUUGCUGUCAAUGAAUCUGAUGAGGAUGAAUUUGCUGAAGAAGACGAUAAGCCUACAGAGGAUGAUUCCAACUCCAGUCCCCCUCGACCAAGGGUGGAUGAGAUUUUACCAGUUGUCAGAAGGCCUUGUCAUGAGGAAGUGAUUGUUGGUAGUCAUAUGUACCCUGGCAAAGGAGUGUAUUUGUUAAAAUUUGAUAACUCCUAUUCAUUAUUUAGGUCAAAGACAUUAUAUUACAGAGUUUACUAUACACGGUAAUAAUAAAUAAUAUAUAAUUUGUUUUAAUGAGCUACAAAUAACUUUCUUUAGCAAAGAUUUUACAAUGUGGGACAAUCUGAUCUAAAAGACACUUAGUAAGAAGUUGGAUAAGAGAAUUGUAAGGUUUUAGAUCAAUUAAUGUAAUAUAAUGAAAACUGUCAGCAUUGUUAUCCGCACUCCAAAUAUUUUGAUGUUUCAAAGAAACAAUAUUAUGAAAUCAAAAACAUCAAAGAAAAAGUAGAAUUAAAUAUGCAAUUCCACUUUCCCUUUCUAUGAGGAAAUCUAUUUUGUAAUUAGUACAAGCAAUGAAUUUAUAAAGGAUUAAAUGUAGAAGUAUUGUGUUUGAGACAGUCGUCAAGAACGUUGUACUAUAGCAUAUCAAUCAAAUAAAAAACUUUUAUUGGUUUUUAUUAA